This is a messenger RNA of Nymphaea colorata (pocket water lily), 897 nucleotides long. Its product is annotated as protein LATE FLOWERING-like. Gene Ontology annotation, cellular component: nucleus. Gene Ontology annotation, biological process: gibberellic acid mediated signaling pathway; trichome morphogenesis; trichome differentiation. The transcript has a single exon. The coding region runs from base 130 to 723 and encodes 197 amino acids. The record is from RefSeq and is a predicted model, not a curated record. Gene Ontology annotation, molecular function: transcription cis-regulatory region binding; DNA-binding transcription factor activity. Lineage: Eukaryota; Viridiplantae; Streptophyta; Magnoliopsida; Nymphaeales; Nymphaeaceae.
CUUGAGUCUUUCCCUGCUAUGUUUGCCUCACUCCUUCUAUAAACCCAAGGAAGUGAAAGCCCUGGUAGGGGAUUCAAUUCUUCUUGGGUGUCUAUAAAGUUUCCCCGUUUAUUUGGUUGCUUGGCAAGCAUGGCUGAUCAGGAGGAGGAGAAGAGUGUGACGACGAAGGAGGCCAUGGCGACCCCAAAGCCUGAUAACCUUCCUGAGCCCAAGGAGUUUCCCUGUCAGUUCUGCAACAAGAAAUUCCAGACUUCUCAAGCCUUGGGUGGUCACCAGAAUGCUCACAAGAGGGAGAGGUCUGAAGCAAAGAAGCAGCAGAAGCCAAAAGAUUACUCAGCCCCUGCGCUGAACCCCCGCCCUUUCGUCUUCAACCCAGCUUCCUUCUACCUCAACUCUCAUGUCAGGCCCCCUGCUCUCUACCAACCUGCAGGCUUUUUCUCCUCUCAGAAUAUGUCUCUCGGAUCUGCCGGCGCUGCCACUAGGCCCAACGUCCCUCCCAAGAGGCCGAGAGCCCUCGAGGGAGCCCAUGCAGAGGAUGAUGUAAACUUCCUCACCUGGCAGAGGAAGUACAGGCAGAUGGUGGCAAAGGACGGGCAGGUUCCUUUAGAGGGACCAUCUUCAAGAAAGGGAUCAAACAAUGCCCCAGACGUCCUUGAAAUCGAAGACGACGCCCCUGGUUUUCUUUCUAGGGAGCCAAAGCUGGAUCUCACGCUGCAUCUAUAGAUGACUGAGUGUCAUGAGCAGCAAAAACAUUUGUGCGGGAGAAAGUGUACAUCAUUGCUCCUAUCGGUCAUGGCUAUUUUCUUUCUUCUUAGCUUUGGUUAUUCGUUUCAUGCAUUUGCCUUGGGGUAUGCGUAGACCCCUCGUUGUCUGUGUUUACGUGCAUAUGUGGUGAUC